Symbiodinium sp. CCMP2592 is the source of this 1434-nucleotide messenger RNA. The record is from the annotation of a GenBank genome assembly. Lineage: Eukaryota; Dinophyceae; Suessiales; Symbiodiniaceae.
AUGGUGGAUGAGGCAGAUAUCUUCAUCAGCCACACUUGGACAGCGGAUUCCUGGCUGAAGCAUGCGGCUAUAUGCCUGCAUCUGAACUUCAAAUUGGCUCUGGGCAGCGCCAUCAGCGCAUGGAUGUCCGUGAUCGGCUACAUCGCCAUGACAGGUCUGACCUCCUGGGGUGGUUGCCAUAUUCUCGUGGUGGCGGGUGUUUACGUUCCGACGCUGCUCUUUUUCCUCGUGGUGUUCUAUGGACACAGGCUGGGCAGCCUCCUCCACGAGCAACCAACCGUGUGGUUAGACAAGGUUUGCAUCCAUCAGACAGAUGAGGCGAUGAAAGCGCAGCAGGUGAAGGCUUUGCCCGUGUUUGUAGCGCGCUCGCGAGAGAUGCUGGUGCUGUGGAGUGACACCUAUUUUGAGCGGCUUUGGUGUAACUUAGAGUUGGCAACUUUUGCCAAGCACGGCCACGUGGAGAAAGUGCGCUUCGGCCCACUCUGGCUCGCUCCGUGGCUGCUCUCUUCCAUGCUGCUGGAUCUGCUAAGCACCUCCCUCCUGGAGUUCCUGGAGAUAGCCAUUCCGAAUUGGACUGCCUUCUUUAUGGUGCCGCUCGAUCGGGCGUUUACGGAGACCUUCCAUCUCGAAGAAGGUUCGAGGCAGGCUGGGUUUUUCGCGGCGCUGGCGAUCUGGUGCUUAUCCGGCAUGUGCUACUUGCCCACGUCGAUUCCCGGCUGUGUGGCCUUUCGGAGAAAGGUCAGCAAUCACAAGCUGAUGCUCGAGCAGCUUUCGCGAUUUGACAUCCGUAAUGCGCAGUGCACGAUUGAGAGCGACCGCCCGCUGGUGGAGGAUCAGGUUGUGGAGCUUUGGUCACAGGAGUCUGUGGGUAGACCUGGCCCGCAGCCAUCUCCAACGCCGGAAGUCGAAUCACCGAUCAACAGGGAGGAAGCCCUUCAGCGAUUCAAUGCUUUCGUUCAGGGGCCUCUACUAGGUGCUGUGGUAGACGCUAUAGGGCAUGAAGCUCACGUGCCCUACCACCUUUGCGUGGUUGCCUUCCUGCCCAUGAACUUGUACUCCUUGGUGAACACCCUCGGUUGCGAUGGUGGUCCUUGCGAAAGCUCAGCUGCGAGUGCUGGUUUCCAAUCAGUGGGAUGGUACUUGGGAACACAAGCGAUGGCUUGGCUGCUAUGCCUUUUGCUCACCUUCCCGCUCACCCACCCGGUUCUUUUGAGAUUGAUCCGGUUGGCAAUGUCUUACAGUGAGGGCUAUCUCCAGACCAUACUGGCCGUGCUUUGCUGCCCCCUAGCCUACGCAUACUCCUAUGUGUGCGGGGGCAUCAUCUGGGGGUUGAUGUUCGUUACAGUUCAAGACUACUCCCCUGAAUGGCUUGCAGCGCUGGUGAUCUAUGUGGCCCUUCUCGUGGUGCAGGCCUGUGGGCAUCAAAGACCCUAA